Molecule: messenger RNA, 1288 nt
Organism: Exophiala mesophila
Lineage: Eukaryota; Fungi; Ascomycota; Eurotiomycetes; Chaetothyriales; Herpotrichiellaceae
Exons: 3
Coding region: 230-1288 (352 amino acids)
Source: RefSeq, a predicted model, not a curated record
CUGCCGAAUAUGAUGGAUCGAAGAUAUAAGAAGACUUGACGCUUCCCAUUCUUACCAUCUCCUCUCCCAUCCUCAAUCUGCAUUUUCAUAGCCAUCCUACCGCGGGUCGGUCUCUCAUUCCUGUUUCUUUCGCGAGCUAGUCUCUCUUUCUCUUCAACUUCUGUCCAACUCGCAAUUUCGGUCUUUACUUCAACUUUCUCGUGCAUUCAACAUCCCAACAACAUCCAACAUGUAUUCUCGAACAGCUGCUCUUGCUCUGCUUAUUGCCGUCGCGCAAGCUCGCUUCGGCCAAGAACAAGUCCCCAUCCCCGCCAUCGCUGCCGUCCAGGGAGGUGUCAGUGGAGCCGCCCAAACCAUUGCUGGUGCGGCCGUCAGCGAUCUUCUUGCUGGCACCAAUGCCUGCGACAAGCUUGCACGUGGAGACCAAAUCCUUGCCGAGCUAGGAACCGGAGCUGAUGCUGUUGCCGCUGCCAUUGGCAUCGUUGCCGCAGAGAAGAACGUCAACCCCUUCGCUCAGACAGUACCUACCAUUUGCAGCGAUCCUGCUCUUCCUGCCAACCCGUUGCUUCGAGGAAUUACCCCUCUGAUCGACCCUGACUUCGAUGGUGCCGCUGCUGUCAAUGCCCUGUCGGCUCAAACCAAAGCCAACCCGCUCAAUGCUGCCGGCAAGAGCGUUGCCGACCUGCUGAUUGAUAGCGGAUUCACCAACUUCAUUUCCCAGUCCUCUAGCGGCGCCACUGUUCAACCUGUUGCAGGUGGAAACGCUGGAGCUGGAGCUGGCGCCGCCACCUCGGUGGCUGUCGUGGAUCCCCCUGCUGCAACUGCCUGCGAGGCAGUAACUGUUACCAUAACUGCUGGUGCUGCUGCCACUGCAACCGCAACCGCUGGAGCUGGAGCUGGAGCCGGAAACGGAGCCGCUGGUGUCGACUUUGGUCUUUGUGUGCCAACCAUGAAGUUUGAAGGUGGUUUGGGAGGUCGACCGGCCACCGAAUUCACCUUCCUACCAAUUGACCCCCUGGUCGCUCAGGGUCAACAGGAAGCUUUGAACCCUAACAUCAUCACCAACCGAAUCUGCGAUCAGCUCACCAAUGUUUGCAACGCCAACCAGGCCGCCAAGGACCUUUGCAAGAGUGCUCAAGCUCAGAUCCUGGCUCUGGGUACCCGAGACAAGAGCACUGCCGACACCUGGAACACCUUACUUGGAUUCAACGGCGCCGUGACCAACCCCUCAGGCGGCCCCGCUGAGCCCCCCGCCAAAAUGAGAGUGGUGCGAUCCGCAAGAAACUAA